CCCGAAACUACCGGAUACUAGAAUUACUCACGAUAUCAGACCGACAACGCCAUUCGCACGUACCAUGGUUCCUGACAAUUGUUCUCAUAUUCUAUCCAAACCUGGAGGAUCUCGUUUGCAAUCUUGUAUAUAAGGGAACUUCAAAUUUGACUUGGAUUGCAUAUGACGUAUAUUCGCUUCCCUCCUGAGUUCCAAUUUCAUGUCUGGGUGGACCUGAGUGGGACUUUAAAUACGGUUGGCGAAAAUCCUGCUUGCGAGCCUCAUUCUGAACUAAAGCAGAAUGUCGGGAAAAUCAGAGAAGUCAGGGAAGACCGGCAAGUUAGGCAAGUCGGCCGAACCGGCAUUGGAGUUGGCCGUGGCCUUCGAGCCUACGGAGCUUGAUCCCGGCUUCCCAGGUUUGAUUGAGGAUGUCUCUGGGGCUGACUGGGUUCCUUUAUUCCAGAAUCCAUGCUCUUUCGACCCAGCUACCUUUUCCAAGGUCAUGUUGAAUCUCAUUCACAAUCCAAAUCUCAACUCCAGCUGGCUGUUCCGUGCAGAUAUCCUAUUCAAGAGUGAUGGUGAUCAGGAUCAACCACAUGGACCUGCCGAGCAUAAACCACGACUUGUCCAGUUCAGGGACUUUCAACUGGAAAAGCUCUUUGUACGGAGACUGAUCCCCCGGAACGCUUUAAGGGACAAGCCCCUUGAUCAAACAUGUAUAUUCUAUCAUGCGGAAGGACCAGGUGAGGCGGAGAGGUGGAUGCUGGUGUAUAACCCGCACGUCUCUUCUGUAUCUGAAAUGCCCUUCUACCACCCUAACGUUCGGGGUUUGGCAUUCCUGCACGAAUGGAACGCCAAAACUGAAGAGGGCACUAUCUCCAUUCAUUACUGUUUCUUCAAUCAGGAUGAUAGAAGUCAAACGCCAAAGUUGGUUCGUACAGCCCUCCAUCUGUUGUCUACGCUCCACAAGCACGGAGAAGGCUCGAAGGCAGGCUACGUCAAGCGGGUUCAUCACGAUACUAUAGUCCCCCAAAGAACAGUUCAAACGACUUACGCCAGGCUCAAAGAGAAAUACGGACGGAAACUCAUAGAAUCUUGGGCUGAAGUGACUGAUCCUUCAAAGCAUGUCUUCGAAGAUCUGAGCAUUGCCGCGUUUCUCAUCGAGUUGUGGCGUCAAAUGUAUUCUGGCACUGUCUUUCCGGGGUUCGUUGAUAUUGGAUGUGGCAACGGCCUCCUCGUUUACGUGCUACUCCAAGAAGGAUACUCGGGGUGGGGAUUUGAUGCUCGAAAACGCAAGUCGUGGGAGAACUACAACGUCCCAAGUGGCACGACAAUAAAUACGGAAGCAUUGUCAAGUCUUCGGCAACAUGUCCUGCUCCCAUCAAUCAUCCAGGACAGAAGCAAAUCCGACGAAACGGGAGAUGACUUGUCCAACGACUAUGAUAUGGAGAAUCUGAUCCAGGACGGCACCUUCCCGAAAGGCACGUUCAUCAUAUCUAACCAUGCAGACGAGCUUACACCAUGGACUCCUGUGCUUGCGACCGCAUCAGAAUGCCCGUUCAUCAUGAUACCAUGUUGCAGCCAUGAUCUGUCAGGGUCAAGGUUCAGGGCACCACCCCCUAAACAGCAAGAUAAGUCGACGUCGGCCUAUUCGUCGCUUGUUUCUUGGGUGUCACAGAUUGGAACGGAUUGCGGCUGGGAGAUAGAGACGGAGAUGUUGAGGAUACCAAGCACACGAAAUACUGGAUUGCUAGGAAGAAGGAGGACCGCAGACUACGCGGAUGUUGACCUGCAAGAGGUUAUACGAAAGUACGGGGGAGCCGUGGGCUUUGCUGACAAUGUCAUGAAGCUAGUAAAGGCCAACCCGAGAGGUCAUUGACGGCCUCAACUGUACCUAGGUUAGCAUAGCUAGAGGCGCUAGCAAAGUUUUUCCUUGUCAAGAUAAAUAAUUGUGCAACUUCGGGAGAAAGUCAUGGUCAGCCGGUGGCCUGGCUUACAAUGACCAUUGAGUAUCCCAUCAAGGUUCUGAGGAUGGAACCACCAGCCUGGCAUUUGCCUUUCAAAAGAUCCAAAUGCACAGGCAACGAUUCGAAACGAAAAUAACAGUAAAAAACAUCCCAAAACAAAAUUUUGCUUGAAAUAA
This is a messenger RNA of Pseudomassariella vexata, 2122 nucleotides long. RefSeq lists its product as uncharacterized. The record is from RefSeq and is a predicted model, not a curated record. Bases 281 to 1858 code for a protein of 525 amino acids. Gene Ontology annotation, biological process: tRNA methylation. Gene Ontology annotation, molecular function: tRNA (uridine) methyltransferase activity. NCBI's taxonomy places the organism in Eukaryota, Fungi, Ascomycota, Sordariomycetes, Amphisphaeriales, Pseudomassariaceae. The transcript has a single exon.